AUGAAACUUGUAUCCGGCUUGACAACCAAGGUGCAGGCCUUUUCCGGUCAUAGAGGCCAAAGUGGUGUACUCCCAGUUCUCUGGCAAUGGCAGUUAGAGUUUACUGUUGUCUUCAUGUCAUGCGGGCUCCUGGGAGCAAUAUUCGGAGUUUUGCAUCACAAUCAUGACCAAGAAGUGGCAGGCUGGUCUCUAUCUGGAAUGAGCCUAAACACAUUGAUAGCUCUACUAUCAGCGUUGCUCAGAGCCCAAAUUCUUACUAUCGCUGAAGAAGCCAUUAGCCAGCAUAAAUGGAUUUGGCAGCUCACGCCUCGACCAAUAAGUCAUCUGAGCUUCAUCAAUGAAGCCAGCAGAGGGCUCUGGGGUUCGAUCAUACUUCCAACUCAGCUCCGUGCAUGGUUCUCUUACAUCUACGUUGGAUGUCUCAUCAUGGUGCUGUCUCUGAGUAUUGGACCAUUCACGCAGCAGGCAUCCAGUACCCAACCUUGCAUCAAGAAUAUCACUGGCGCUUCAGCCACCAUCCCUUAUUCCUGGGCCGACUUUCAAACGUUCGAUAACAAGUUAAAUGGGCUCUCGCUCUGGACGGUGGACAUUGGAUUUUCUGAGGCUAUUGUUCGUGCAUCCACAAACAGCAGCUCAAGGAGCUCGGCGUCACUGCUUCAGGGUUGUACUACAGGGAACUGUUCAUUUCCUGCCAUCCGUGUAGAUAUUGCCCUUUCGACAAUGGGUAUUUGUUCGCGGUGUAUUGACACUACGAGCUAUGUCAGAUCAGACAACGAUACAGGAGUCGAGCUGCCUAAAGAAGCGGGCUCCCUAUCUGUUGGAUAUGUUACGAACACCAUCGAAUCAAAGGGUUCGAAGGACCUGGAAUGGGCGCGAGCUAAUUUUGAUGGUGAUUUACGAGACGUUUUCGGGGCAUCCAUCAUCAACUACACGUUUCUCGGUUUGACAUCAGAUGGUUGUCAAUAUAAAAACAGGACUACACGUGUUAGAAAUUGUGUUCGGCCCCCUGCUAUCAAAGAAUGGUCGAUACCAAGAUUUAACGUCUACUCGGCAGCUUGCACGUUUUAUUUUUGCAUGAGGCAUCAUAAAGUUGACGUGAAAAGCGGUGUAUUAACUGAAACACUCAUCACCGACAGUCCUGGUUUUUUCCAACAUAUCGACACCCGUUUGACUAAAUCUGUUAGCAACGAAUCAGUUCAGGUUGAGUUGCGUGGACCAGGAACCGAAACGGUCGAUAUUCCUUGGAGCGCCAAUUGCACCGCACACACAAGCGAGCUUGGAAGGCUCGUCAUGGACGUCGCAUUGAAGAUGAUCGAAGGCAAUUGCGAAUACCCAUUCCUUCCCCACAGUCCUCCUAGUUUGUCACAACGGGUCGACCUUCUUGAAUGCCAGCCGUGGAAUCUUUAUGGCCUAUUUAACGACGGUCUUGCAUCAUUUUCUACGACUUCCGAGACCAUGAGCAGAAUUGCUAGCGCAAUCAGUGACCGCAUGCGUGAAAUAGCAGCAAAAAGGGAUUUCCGCGCCGCCUAUACUUCAGGACCCGAACCUGAUCCGGAAGGCGGUUACAUCAAAGGCCAUGUACACUACACUACAAUCUGUACAAGAUUUCAAUGGCGCUGGCUUCUUGGUCCUGCUUUACUUCUGCUUAUGACAAUCGGAUUCUUUAUUCAUGCUGUAACUAGGUCCGUCAUUCGACGCGGUCGCGAACCGCUUUGGAAGAGCUCUAUACUCCCUGUCCUGUAUUUCAAUCCAGAAUCCCGAGGUCAAGGGAGCAAACAUGAGCUAUCAGAACUUGAGAAGAGGGCAAAGAGUAUGAUUGCCGCCUUAUCCCUAACGAGCGAGGGCAAAUGGGAACUAGUAGAUGGGUUGGACGAAGUGAAUAGAAAUGGUCGAUCCGGCCAGAACAAUGAGGAUGAGGUAGCCCUUAUCGACUUACCACCACCUGGAGCACAAGAGGGGGAUAAUGUAAGCAGAUAG
Molecule: messenger RNA, 1977 nt
Organism: Clonostachys solani
Lineage: Eukaryota; Fungi; Ascomycota; Sordariomycetes; Hypocreales; Bionectriaceae
Source: the annotation of a GenBank genome assembly